Molecule: messenger RNA, 5995 nt
Organism: Microplitis mediator
Lineage: Eukaryota; Metazoa; Arthropoda; Insecta; Hymenoptera; Braconidae
Product: probable serine/threonine-protein kinase DDB_G0282963
Exons: 3
Coding region: 196-5418 (1740 amino acids)
Source: RefSeq, a predicted model, not a curated record
UUGCGAUAACAUGAAUUUUGUUUAUACAUUAGGGUAAUGAACGAUAAAUAUACUUUUUGGAAAUAAUAUAAAUAAACAUGCGUUAUUUAUUCAAAAAGAUAAAAUAUAGGUAUAUAUAGGUUAUAAUAAAGUUUAAUAAAUUUACAUAAUUCUGAAAUUUUUGUCUUGGGCUUGCCGAUAUUAUCGAAUAACAACAUGCGGAUAUUGAUGUUCCUCAUGAUGGCUGCUAUGCCAGUAUAUGUGACAACAAUUCCGUAUGAUCGACAAGAAAACACUGAUAACAAUUUGAUGAAAACCUUACGAAAUGAGAGAGGGGAUAAUAACGGUUACGACAGUGAUAAUCAAAAAAGAAUAAAUGGUCUGAGAGAAUCAACUGUAAAUAGUGGCAUUAAUCACGCUGGAAGACAAAAUUUCGAUAAUAGGCUUCAUAGUAAUAGAGGAAAUAUUGAUAAAAGAAAUAGAGGCUAUAAAUCAGUAGACAACAGCAUUAAAAAUAGUGUAGACAACAAGGUAAGACAUACUGGAAGACACAAUAAUGGUCACAACUUAGUAGGUCAUACUUCUGCCAAUACUCUAAGUCACUCAAUUAGAAAUGCUAGGGGAAAUCACAAUGGUAAUAACUUUGCAGGAUACCCUGUCAAUCCCAGCAGUGAUAACUCGAUAGCCAAUACCGGUGGCAGUGCACUUGAUAACACGGUAGGAAUUAUAAAUAGAGAUAGUAGGCCUGAUACCUCAGCAGGAAGUACUGUUUCCGAUCCUCAUGGAAUUGUAGAAAAUGCUCCGGAAAAUAGGGAUGAUAAGACUGUAAAAACACAGGCUGUUGAAAGUACUGUAGGAAAUAUGAAUGGGAAUACUAGUCCUGAUAAUUCAGCAGGAAGUUCUGUUUCCAAUACUAAUGGAAUUGUAGAAAAUGCGCCGAGAAACGAGGACGAUAACAAACCUGUAGGAUCACAAACCGUUGAUAGUACUGUAGGAAAUAUGAAUGGAAAUACUAGUCCUGAUAAUGCAGCAGGAAGUUCUGUUUCCAAUACUAAUGGAAUUGUAGAAAAUGCGCCAAAAAACAAGGACGAUAACAAACCUGUAGGAUCACAAACCGUUGAUAGUACUGUAGGAAAUAUAAAUGGAAAUACUAGUCCUGAUAAUGCAGCAGGAAGUUCUGUUUCCAAUACUAAUGGAAUUGUAGAAAAUGCGCCAAAAAACAAGGACGAUAACAAACCUGUAGGAUCACAAACCGUUGAUAGUACUGUAGGAAAUAUGAAUGGAAAUACUAGUCCUGAUAAUGCAGCAGGAAGUUCUGUUUCCAAUACUAAUAGAAUUGUAGAAAAUGUGCCAAAAAACAAGGACGAUAACAAACCUGUAGGAUCACAAACCGUUGAUAGUACUGUAGGAAAUAUAAAUGGAAAUACUAGUCCUGAUAAUGCAGCAGGAAGUUCUGUUUCCAAUACUAAUGAAAUUGUAGAAAAUGCGCCAAAAAACAAGGACGAUAACAAACCUGUAGGAUCACAAACCGUUGGUAGUACUGUAGGAAAUAUGAAUGGAAAUACUAGUCCUGAUAAUGCAGCAGGAAGUUCUGUUUCCAAUACUAAUGGAAUUGUAGAAAAUGCGCCAAAAAACAAGGACGAUAACAAACCUGUAGGAUCACAAACCGUUGAUAGUACUGUAGGAAACACAAAUGGAAAUAUUAGUCCUGAUAAUGCAGCGGGAAGUCAUGCUUCCAAUACUAAUGGAAUUGUAGAAAAUGCGCCGAAAAACAAAGACGAUGACAAACCUGUAGGAUCACAGGCUGUUGAUAGUACUGUAGGAAACACAAAUGGAAAUAUUAGUCCUGAUAAUGCAGCAGGAAGUACUGUUUCCAAUACUAAUGGAAUUGUAGAAAAUGCGCCAAAAAACAAGGACGAUAACAAACCUGUAGGAUCACAAACCGUUGAUAGUACUGUAGGAAAUAUAAAUGGAAAUACUAGUCCUGAUAAUGCAGCAGGAAGUUCUGUUUCCAAUACUAAUGGAAUUGUAGAAAAUGCGCCAAAAAACAAGGACGAUAACAAACCUGUAGGAUCACAAACCGUUGAUAGUACUGUAGGAAAUAUGAAUGGAAAUACUAGUCCUGAUAAUGCAGCAGGAAGUUCUGUUUCCAAUACUAAUAGAAUUGUAGAAAAUGUGCCAAAAAACAAGGACGAUAACAAACCUGUAGGAUCACAAACCGUUGAUAGUACUGUAGGAAAUAUAAAUGGAAAUACUAGUCCUGAUAAUGCAGCAGGAAGUUCUGUUUCCAAUACUAAUGGAAUUGUAGAAAAUGCGCCAAAAAACAAGGACGAUAACAAACCUGUAGGAUCACAAACCGUUGGUAGUACUGUAGGAAAUAUGAAUGGAAAUACUAGUCCUGAUAAUGCAGCAGGAAGUUCUGUUUCCAAUACUAAUGGAAUUGUAGAAAAUGCGCCAAAAAACAAGGACGAUAACAAACCUGUAGGAUCACAAACCGUUGAUAGUACUGUAGGAAACACAAAUGGAAAUAUUAGUCCUGAUAAUGCAGCGGGAAGUCAUGCUUCCAAUACUAAUGGAAUUGUAGAAAAUGCGCCGAAAAACAAAGACGAUGACAAACCUGUAGGAUCACAGGCUGUUGAUAGUACUGUAGGAAGCAUUAAUGGAAAUACUAGUCCUGAUAAUUCAGCCGUAAGUAAUGCUUCUAAUACUAAUGGAAUUGUAGAAAAUGUGCCGAAAAACAAAGACGAUGACAAACCUGUAGGAUCACAGACUGUUGAUAGUACUCUAGGAAACACAAAUGGAAAUAUUAGUCCUGAUAAUGCAGCAGGAAGUACUGUUUCCAAUACUAAUGGAAUUGUAGAAAAUGCGCCGAAAAACAAAGACGAUGACAAACCUGUAGGAUCACAGACUGUUGAUAGUACUGUAGGAAAUAUUAAUGGAAAUACUAGUCCUGAUAAUUCAGCCGUAAGUAAUGCUUCUAAUACUAAUGGAAUUGUAGAAAAUGCGCCGAAAAACAAAGACGAUGACAAACCUGUAGGAUCACAGACUGUUGAUAGUACUCUAGGAAACACAAAUGGAAAUAUUAGUCCUGAUAAUGCAGCAGGAAGUACUGUUUCCAAUACUAAUGGAAUUGUAGAAAAUGCGCCGAAAAACAAAGACGAUGACAAACCUGUAGGAUCACAGACUGUUGAUAGUACUGUAGGAAAUAUUAAUGGAAAUACUAGUCCUGAUAAUUCAGCCGUAAGUAAUGCUUCUAAUACUAAUGUAAUUGUAGAAAAUGCACCGAAAAACAAAGACGAUGACAAACCUGUAGGAUCACAGAGUGUUGAUAGUACUGUAGGAAACACAAAUGGAAUUAUUAGUCCUGAUAAUGCAGCAGGAAGUACUGUUUCCAAUACUAAUGGAAUUGUAGAAAAUGCGCCGAAAAACAAAGACGAUGACAAACCUGUAGGAUCACAGACUGUUGAUAGUACUGUAGGAAAUAUUAAUGGAAGUACUAGUCCUGAUAAUGCAGCAGGAAGUACUGUUUCCAAUACUAAUGUAAUUGUAGAAAAUGCACCGAAAAACAAAGACGAUGACAAACCUGUAGGAUCACAGAGUGUUGAUAGUACUGUAGGAAACACAAAUGGAAUUAUUAGUCCUGAUAAUGCAGCAGGAAGUACUGUUUCCAAUACUAAUGGAAUUGUAGAAAAUGCGCCGAAAAACAAAGACGAUGACAAACCUGUAGGAUCACAGACUGUUGAUAGUACUGUAGGAAAUAUUAAUGGAAAUACUAGUCCUGAUAAUUCAGCCGUAAGUAAUGCUUCUAAUACUAAUGUAAUUGUAGAAAAUGCGCCGAAAAACAAAGACGAUGACAAACCUGUAGGAUCACAGACUGUUGAUAGUACUGUAGGAAAUAUUAAUGGAAAUACUAGUCCUGAUAAUUCAGCCGUAAGUAAUGCUUCUAAUACUAAUGGAAUUGUAGAAAAUGCGCCGAAAAACAAAGACGAUGACAAACCUGUAGGAUCACAGACUGUUGAUAGUACUGUAGGAAAUAUUAAUGGAAGUACUAGUCCUGAUAAUUCAGCUGUAAGUAAUGCUUCUAAUACUAAUGGAAUUGUAGAAAAUGCGCCGAAAAACAAGGACGAUAACAAACCUGUAGGAUCACAAACCGUUGAUAGUACUGUCGGAAACACAAAUGGAAAUAUUAGUCCUGAUAAUGCAGCAGGAAGUACUGUUUCCAAUACUAAUGGAAUUGUAGAAAAUGCGCCGAAAAACAAAGACGAUGACAAACCUGUAAGAUCACCGGUUGUUGAUAGUACAGGAGGAAAUAUGAAGGAAAACACUAAUCCUGAUAACUCUGUAGGAAGUAUUGUUUCCAAUACUAAUGGCGUUGUAGGAAAUAUUCUAGAAAGCAACGACGAUAAGCCCGCAGGAAGUACUGUUGACAAUACCCCCAGUCUCAUCGUUAAAAACAACAGUAAUAUCAACAGUGAUAAUAACUCUGUAUCGCAAGCUGUCAGCAGUCCUGUAGAUAGCACUGUAGGAAACAAUGAUAUUGAUAACUCAGCAGCAAAUGCUGUUGUUAAUAUUAGUGCCAUCACUGCAGGAAAUCCUUCUAAAGACAAGAGUAGUGGUAAUCUAACAGCUUUACCUAUCGAUAAUAAUCUUGAACCCACACCUAACAACCAUCCUGAGAACAAUAGUGGAUCUAUCCCGAUAGUGAAUACCAUUAGUAGUCCUUCUGAUAACGCCGCAGAGCAUACGGAUGGAAAGAAUAGCAGUGAAAUAAUUGGACCAACCGCUGAUGAUAUUAGUGGAAAUACUGUAGCAAAUGCUUCAGAGAACACCAGUAGUAACUUAGCAACCAAUAUUACCAAUAAUACUCUCGAUCAAACUGUUAAUCACGAUCUCAAUAAUGCUGUUAAUAACUCUGUGGUAAAGACAGUGGAUAGUCCUCCCGUAAUCAAUGCAGGCCCCGUAGACAGUACUAAUGUUAAUACUGUUGUAAGUACUCCUGCUAUUGACCCAGUAGGAAAUACUGUUGUCAGAACUUCUAGUAGCGCUAUUGCAAAUACGGGUCAAAUUAAUAGCGCUAAUAGUUUAGUAGAUAAUGCUGUUCCAAUUACUAUUCAAACACCUGUACCAACUUCUCCUGGAAUAAUUGACGGCUUCAAUUCUGUCAGCAAUGCUAUCGAGAAUGCUGUUAUAAGUAAUACUGGCCUAUUCAAUAACGGUUAUCAUUUGUUGCAAAACACGAUUGGUAACACAAUUGAAAAGAUUGGUGUGAACAGUUAUUCUAAUAACAACAGACAAAAUACUAACAGUGACCAAAAAGUUUAUACAGGAAAUAUUCUUAGUUUCACCCCAGCAGUUGCUGUAGAGCCUAGUUUGACGAAUGUACGAAACCUUGUUUCCUACAUGAUAUACCAUCCACCGAUAUUGUCAUUUUUAUUCUGAUCUUCAUAACCAUUUUCUGACGAGUUGGAAAAUUAGCAAUACGAUCUUGUAAGGACUGUACAAUAAAAAGCAAUGUUUUAUUUAAUACAAAUGAUGUUUUCUAUACAUACAUAAAAUCCUAUUUUCGUAUAGAAACUAUUUCUUGUUCAAAAUAUUCUUAUAAAAUUCGAUGCAUUCUCAUUGAUUUCUGAAGAGAUUUUAAUAAAAAAUUAAUGAGUUCUAUGACAAGUGUUAUAUACGCAUUACACAUACAUCUAUGAGAAUCUAUCGUUUUUUCUAAGCAGGGGUCCUAUACUAUAGGCAAUAUUCCUUAAUUAUGAAAAGUACACCAUAAAUAUGAAGAUCCUCUGUAACGUAUACACUGUAAAAAAUCACCGGGGUAAAUCCAAGCGGUGUAGGUGUCAAAAUUUGCGGUGUCAAAUUUCAACACCGAAAGCGGUGUGAAAAUAACGCCGCCGCCGGUGUAAAUAUUCUGUACCGGUGUUAAAAAAAAUUCUCCGGUGUUAAAAUAACGCCGCCGCUGGUGUAGCUAUUCUUUACCGAUGUUAAAAUAUUUUAUUUUGUGAAUAUUUUUACU